Arabidopsis thaliana (thale cress) is the source of this 1763-nucleotide messenger RNA. RefSeq names its product Haloacid dehalogenase-like hydrolase (HAD) superfamily protein. The record is from RefSeq and is marked reviewed. Gene Ontology annotation, molecular function: phosphoglycolate phosphatase activity; phosphatase activity. The transcript has 12 exons. Bases 61 to 1149 code for a protein of 362 amino acids. NCBI's taxonomy places the organism in Eukaryota, Viridiplantae, Streptophyta, Magnoliopsida, Brassicales, Brassicaceae. Gene Ontology annotation, cellular component: chloroplast.
AUUUUUUCUUUAAAAAAAAAAAAUACCAAAAGAAGCGGAAACAGAGAAAAAGAGAGAAAAAUGCUGAGUAGAUCAGUUGCUUCUGCUGUUACACCGGUCUCAUCUUCUUCUCUCUUACCAAACUCAAAGCCUAUCUUCUGUCUGAAAACCCUCUCCGGUUAUCGUUCUUCUUCUUUCUGUGGCGGCUGUAUUCGUAAAAUCAACCAUAAGCCUCUUCGAAUGACGAGUUCCAAUAUUACACCAAGAGCUAUGGCCACACAACAGCUUGAGAACGCUGAUCAGCUCAUUGAUUCUGUCGAAACUUUUAUCUUCGAUUGUGAUGGUGUGAUUUGGAAGGGAGAUAAAUUGAUAGAGGGAGUUCCUGAAACUCUUGAUAUGCUUCGUGCCAAGGGAAAGAGAUUGGUUUUUGUGACAAACAACUCAACAAAAUCUAGGAAACAGUAUGGAAAAAAGUUCGAGACUCUUGGCCUGAAUGUUAACGAGGAGGAGAUAUUUGCUUCAUCUUUUGCUGCUGCUGCAUACUUGCAGUCUAUUAAUUUCCCAAAAGAUAAGAAGGUCUAUGUGAUUGGUGAGGAAGGUAUCUUGAAAGAGCUAGAGCUUGCUGGUUUUCAAUACCUUGGAGGUCCGGAUGAUGGUAAAAGACAGAUUGAAUUGAAGCCAGGUUUUCUAAUGGAGCAUGAUCAUGAUGUUGGAGCUGUUGUGGUUGGAUUUGAUCGCUAUUUCAACUACUACAAAAUUCAGUAUGGAACACUCUGUAUCCGUGAAAACCCGGGGUGUCUUUUCAUCGCUACAAACCGAGAUGCUGUCACUCACCUUACUGAUGCUCAAGAAUGGGCAGGUGGUGGCUCUAUGGUUGGUGCUCUUGUUGGAUCCACUCAACGUGAGCCUCUUGUUGUUGGAAAACCCUCAACUUUUAUGAUGGACUAUUUAGCAGACAAAUUUGGAAUCCAAAAGUCACAGAUAUGCAUGGUUGGUGAUAGAUUGGACACUGACAUUUUAUUCGGGCAGAAUGGCGGUUGUAAGACUCUACUCGUCCUCUCGGGUGUUACUUCAAUCUCUAUGUUGGAAAGCCCUGAGAACAAGAUACAACCAGAUUUCUACACCAGCAAGAUCUCCGAUUUUCUGUCUCCGAAAGCCGCAACUGUAUAAUCUACUUAUUUUAUUUGCAGUGCCUUUGUGUGCAUAGCAAAUUAGGGAGCCAAUGUGUUUUUUUUUAGGAAGAGUUUACAGAAUUGAACCAAGCUCUAAUCUGUAAGGGUUUCUCUCUUCAUUGCCUUUAAAUUAUUUGUUUGUGGUCAUGUAUACAUAAAAAGACCUUGCAUAACACAUUAAAUAACGGUAACAUAAUUUAUAAACAUUCUUUCGCAAUCGAAUAAACCUUGCAACCAACCAAAAGAUCCACCAGUUCAUGCAAUAUCGAAAACACCGUUGUUAUUAACCUGAGAUUCAGAAACAACAUCCCAGCUAUUUAAAAGUUAUAAUAACAAAGUGUCAGUCAUGUAAGACCGGCCAGUCAUUUGGCUUAAGAAGAACCUUCACAAUAUCGUAGGAGACAUCCCCAAAGAGCACGUUUUCUUUGCAUCCAGAAGAGAGAACCUGAAAAUAGGCUCGGCGACUAUACAAAUAGGACCACACCAGCAGCAUUCCUCAAGACCCAAGAAGCACCAGAACUGUGCUGUUUUGACCAAGCAUAUCCAGUACUUUAGAAAAUGAUACAAAGGAGGAGACCAAAAUUUAUCUAACCUCGGUGCAAGACCCGCAUG